Messenger RNA from Peniophora sp. CBMAI 1063, 3600 nucleotides. The record is from the annotation of a GenBank genome assembly. Lineage: Eukaryota; Fungi; Basidiomycota; Agaricomycetes; Russulales; Peniophoraceae.
AUGGUUCGCCGCGUCGCGGCCAGCCUCGAGCACCUAUUGUAUUCGCGCGAUGAUGAAGGCACUUGUCCCCCUCAGUUCGCUACGAACGGCAAGAAUCCAUGCGAGGUCGCCAACUCCAUCAUCGGGCCUCAAUGCAACCAGGAUGUCAAUACGCUGCUGAAUGCACCAACUGUAAACCCGAGCACAAUCUGUACAUGUAACACGGUCGUGUACAAUCUUGCGAGCGCGUGCGCGUAUUGCGACGGCAGCAAUACCACGAAUGCGGCAACACGCUUACUGCCUUUCCCGGCCUGGACCACGAAUUGCAGCAAGUCGCAACGGGAGUACAAGACGUAUAAUGGCUCGAACACACUUUUUGGCGUGCCAGGAUGGGCGUACAACAACAUCACGAGCGAGGGUCGGUUUGAUGUCCGAGCUGUGCUUGACGGGGACGAUGGCUGGUCGGCUGUACAGAUAUUGGUACCUGUCAUCGUCGGCCUGGCACUGCUCAUCGCCUUUGCGGGGUUUUGGCUGUGGCGGAUUCGUCGUCGCAAGCGCAUGCGCGAAUUGCCAGUUCCAACAGGUAUCGCCAUGUCUUCGUGGUGGUGUUGUGCGCGGCCGCGACGCGUGAGGCGUCGGCGGCAUGUCAAGGGCGAGUGGUCCGUCGAUGCAGACGAUGAACCCGACGUCUUCACUCCUCCAGCUGCACCGCAUACGCCGAAGCCCGAUUCUCCCGCACCCUCGACUCGCUCGCGGCCACGCGUACAGCGACGCCUUCCGCGUCGUGUUGGAACGCUCCUGCAGCAUAUACAGCUGUCACUGGGAAGACCCGUUGCGGUCCUUGAGCGCAAAGGGAGUGGACGCGGAGAGUACGACAUCGACGCGGAAGAGGACGAGAUGCGCGCUGCGAUAGCCAUGACCAUGGCCAUGGACAAACCGCUUCCACAGUCACCAGAACCAUCCGCGCCGAGGUCCAACCAUACGGGUGCCGUAUCCAUGGGCGUUCUGGGACUGUUGAGCCGCCUGGGCUUGAGUACGGCGGCAAGCAGUAGCAGCGGAGGUGGUGGUGGAGACGGAGGAGGCUCGUACACGGGUGUCAACGUGGAGGAUGAGGAUGACGACAGAGUGGAGGUCGACGUCCGAAUUGCGAGUGAAGCAGGCAACAGGAGACAGGGCGGCGCGCAGGAGAGUGCGGAAGCAGGGCUAUCGCGACUGGGGCCGGCGCGCUCGGCGGCAUCGGAUGGCGCUGAGUCUGACAACCGGGCGACUACCGGUCACAAUGGGCAACCUCCUCCAUCGCCUUCGCUAUUCACCCGUGUUGCAGCCGCCGUCUCGUCGAGGUCAGCAGGCCCCAGCCGCAAUCGAUCCAUGCGCAGUCUGGCGGACCAAGGUGCUCGUCCGGGAUUGAGCGACAAUGUGCCUCCAGUCCCGCCGUUGACGACGGACAUGGUGGACGAUGACGAGAAUCGCCCAAUCGAGUCGGCCGUGUCCGUCGCUGACAACUCGCCUGCCACGUCGUAUGAUCCCGCCCCCUUGCCAUGGGCGGUAAGGGUGAACACCUCGGUUCCCAUGCUGGAUGGUUUAGGUACCGGUGAAAGUGGAUUUCUUGUGCCUAUGGACAGUCCUGCAAGUGGUAUAACAAGGGCGGAUAAUGGGAGCGUCGUCCUGAUAUCGGGUACCGGUCGGGACUUCUCCCUUGGGCCAAGCUCGGAGGGUGCUGGUGGUGCCAGCGCAAGUGCAUGCGACAGCGGCUCGCGUAGUGUUCGCACCAACACUACAAAUACUGGAACGAGCGGCUCCAAUUCGCGCGAUAGGCAGAGUCUGGCUGUCUAUCCUCCAACGCCUUCUGACGAGGCGCGCCGCUUCUCCAACUUCGGGACUCCGUCAGCACGAGAUUCCAUUCCUCAUGUCAUGCUGCUCCCACCAGCGCUUGGUGGUCCUCCAUCCGCAUGGGUUCGCGGGCCAAAUGGUAGACCAGUGCCGCGACGCGCGCGUCCUCGCACAGUCUCCAACAACUCCUCUGUCAAUGCGUCCCGCAGCCACUCAGACGAAGACUUCAUGGAGCUGCCGCCUGUACCGACCAUUCCUGCAGUUUCAACAUCACAGUCAAGAUCGGCGACAACUUCGUCAAGUUUGCGGGUUGAACCCCAGACUCCGCAGACGGCUACGGAAUCCAGCAACUCGCACUCGCUGCCUCACGCUUCGGGAUCAAGUGUCGUUGGUGGUCUGCCUACCCCGUGGCAGUCACCCGUGGCAAGUCCGCGAGGAUUCGAUAGUCCCACUGGGCGCGCUGACACCGACUUCUCCGAUGUUGGGGAGAACUUCACUUUCGCCUCUCCGCUGCCAAGUACCAUCACGGCGCUAUUCAACAGUCUUUCGGAUGGCGGUAACCCUCAAUCGCGACGACAACCUCCUUCCCAGUCUCUCCUUCUCGAUGACACCUCCCUUGCAUCGUCCUCAUUCUCCUCGGCAAUACCGAAUCUCCAUUCGGCUCCCUUGUCUGGCAGACCAAGCCUUCCGCCUAUCUCAGAGGCGCCCAUCUCGCCAUUGUCAGAGGCUCUUCCGACCGGCACGACAAGUUUGUUCACCAACACAACGCAGCUCCAUGUCCCACCGAAUUCGUCUUUCCUACCGCCUCCCGUACCCUCGCCAUCAACGCUCAACUCGAUAUCGCAUGGGUCGGCAACAGGCACCACGGCAUCGAAAUCACGCAGCAGCGGCACCGAUGUCAGCGCUUUUACGAAUGGGUCAUCGCUACUACUUGCUCCUCCAAACACCGCUGCCGCGCCAUCCCCCGAAGUAGAGGCAACGGUUACUCGGCCUGGUCAAUCUACGUCGGAUGUCAGCCUGCUUGAGCCCCAAUGGCACUCAGACGUCGCAACGUACGAGCCGCCGUCAACGAAGAGCCACCAGGUCUCGCUACACCGCGAUCCCUCGCCCUCGUCUUUCUCUGUUCAGGCUCAGAAGCAGCCCAACAACGAGUCGAAGACAUCACUACCUCAAGCUCCUCCGCUGGCCAAACAGCCGUCUCAUUCCCCCUCUUCUUCCAUAUCUUCACUGCACUCGUUGCAAUCGCCUGAGCGCCCUGGGCCUUUAGGCCCGCGCGCUCACACACAUCCAGGUUCGAUAUCGUCAAAGACGUCCCACGGGCGCGCCGCAUCAGCUUCCCAGUCGUCCCUGCCGCGACUACCAGAUUCUCCAGCGCCAUCAAUGCAUGGGCGCUCCAUCUCCACCUCUUACUUAUCGCCAACCACCUACCCACCUGCGUCACACAAUUCACCAUCCAUGACCGCACGUUCUCCAUACACGCCCUCGCAGCUCUCCGUCGCAGGAUCGAGCACGUCUUUGUAUUCUCCCCAGGCGCCAAGUUCGGCGCUUGCGUACUCACCGGCACAGUCCAGCAUUUCGCUAUCAUCGCGUCCUUUGCCCGUACCUGGUCAAGCCACCAAUCCAAAUCUGCCACCUGGCGCCAGUCCUGCGCGAAUACCAGGCGAAGGGCUCGGCACUCGUCCGCUACCGCCUGGGCCCGCCAUCUCGCGCGUUCCAUCUGGCUCACGCGGGGCGCAUCCUGGAUACGGUCAAUUCGGCCAGCGAUACAGCACUGUCGCCGAGGAGCCUUGA